Messenger RNA from Diabrotica balteata, 5571 nucleotides. NCBI's taxonomy places the organism in Eukaryota, Metazoa, Arthropoda, Insecta, Coleoptera, Chrysomelidae. The record is from the annotation of a GenBank genome assembly.
AUGAACUCUCCAAAGAAAGUGCGUAAAAAUAAUGAACAACCUUCCACCAGUGUUGAGUCUUUUCGGGAACCAGAGGGAAUGGUUUCUAUCGAACUAAAUGCUACAAAAAACCAAUUUGACAAUAAAGAGACUAACAUCUUCAGAACACCGAUGGACAUUCAAGGAAUUCAAGAAAUUAAGACAACAAAUUAUCCUCCAUUUCAGCGAAAAACUGAUAUCAAAAUUAAAGAGAUUAGAAAUUGCUAUUUAACCAAGCCGCUAAAACUAUGCUGCUUGCUUUUCGAAAAAGAAAACGCUAUAUUUUCUAAAUUUUGUAGCGACCACAAAAAGUUUUCGUCUGCCUCGCACGCUAAUUUAAGAGGUCGUAGAGAUUUACCAAAAAAAUCGAAAUCAGUUGUGUCUGCUAAACAGCACGCCGACUAUCAACUGGUUCCUUAUUUCCAACCACUAGAUCCGUAUAACUAUAUGUAUUAUGAUGAUAACUUUGAAGACCACGAAGACUAUGAAACUCCUUUUGGGGAGUAUGUUUAUUAUGCAGAUUAUCCAAUAUUUUUAAAUCACGAUAAAAAACAAAGCGGUCAGAGAGACUAUGAUAAUCACGCAGCUGGUGCACAUGUAAAUCAUGUUAAAAAAGUAUUAGAACCAAAUUAUAAUUUUGAGAAAAGCUUCAGAAAUGAUAAUAAAAAUUUAAAAACAGUUCAUGGACCUGUACUUACAGAUAAAUCUUCAUUAAAAGAACUAAGUUCGUCUUCUGGCCCAAAACAGUCUAUGCACGAAAAUAUAGUCCAAACCAAAGAAAAAAUAAAGGAUUCAGAUGAUAUUAAUAAAAAAAUAAUAAAUAAAAACUUACAAAAUUAUAACCAUAAUUUAGAUAAUGAACAUAAAAUUAAAGUUGAUACGCAAGCAGAAAAUUUAAAUAAGGCGGUAAUCGACCAAGGCAAAUUACAAACAGAUGGUGGCAAGCUUAUCAGGCUCAAUGAGAUCAAUGCCAAGAAUAGUGAAGACAAACCAGAUAAAAUUGAUAUACCUAUUAAGCUUGCCGAUGAUGAAGACGACGACAAAAGCAUCCAAAAAAGUGCAGAAGAACUUUUCGAGGACAAACGUAUAGCAAUGGGCAGGAUCAACAAUGGUGCAGAAAUUAUACAAAGAUCUUCAAUUAAUUCAGUUUCUACAAAAGAUGCAAAAGAUACCAAUCAUGAUCCUAGAAACCGAGAUAAAGGUGAAAUUCCUAUAGCAACCAUAGAAAUGCAAUCAAAUGGCCAGACAAUGUUCAACCCGUGUUUUAAUCAAGUUUCACAAGUUCCUACGUCGUACAAAUUAGUUCCAGCAGACGGAAAUAGCCUCUUUAAAAUUGUACCUUCAUCCUCACCCAAGUUUUCUCCAUAUGCUGUCAAUCCCCAGGUGUACCCUUACAUGCAAUCACCUUACAUAAUUCCUCAACAAGUAAUACCUAUGAACACCAUGAACCAACAAAUGCAGAACACUCCACUCCACGUCAACGGACCAGGUGGACAAUUUUAUGUUUGCAAUCCUAUUGCUGCUCCAAACAAUAACAACAACGGUGUGGCUAAUAAUAUAGUUAAUAUGCCAGGGGUAGAAGUAAGAAGAGAUGCAAGUAAUUUGCAGGAUUUACUGGGAUCGUUGCCUAAACCCGAAAAACCUAAGAACAAUGGUAGAGCUUCCCAAAUAAUAUGUCCUGUCGGCUAUGAGGCAUGUUCGGAUGAUAGUAAAUGUGUUCCCAAACAUCAGUUUUGCGAUAACGAAGCCCACUGUAGUGACGGCAGCGACGAAAUGUUUUGCAGUUGCAAAGAAAGGGUUGGAAAAUUAAGAACAUGCGAUGGAUACUUUGACUGUCCAAAUGGAGAAGAUGAACUUGGAUGUUUUGGCUGUGGUAAAGAUGAGUUUAGUUGUGACGAUUGGUCCAAAUUCAGAAAGAGUACGUGUAUACUAAUAGAACAACGUUGCGACGGUAUCACGCAGUGCGAAAUAACUGGAAAAGACGAGGAAGACUGCACUGCGCUUACUGACCAUAUUGGAAAGCAACCGUUUAACAAAAUUUCAAAUUCGAUCGGAUUUCUUCACAGGAAUUUUAAAGGAAAGUGGUUUCCUACGUGUUUGGGUUCUGAUAUAUGGGCUAUGGAUGUCUGUAAAGUUGAAGCUGGACCGGUGUCUGUGUUUCCCAAAACACACAUGGUCGUUACUACAAAUAGCUACGAUGGCGAUUUCAUUAACGUUCUUCCCAACAAUGAAGUGAGUUUCGUUAAGAACUGCGUCCAAGAUAGAGCUGCUUUUGUGGAAUGUCCAGCAUUAUUCUGCGGCAUGAGGAUGAAUAUUAAAAAUCCUUACAGACCCCACGAGGUAGAUAUCAGCGCAGAAAACAUGAUAAAUGAUUUAGAAAGGAUCGCCAAUAAGCACAACGGGCAACAUUUCGAUGCAAAACUGUUCCAUUCGCUGCAUCAAAAAGAGAGCGAUCAGAAGCAUGAAGACAAAGAUCCUAUUUUAGGAGAUGGUAGAGUUGUUGGUGGUGAUCCUAGCCAACCAGCUGCUUGGCCUUGGUUGGUAUCAAUAUAUAGGAACGGCAUUUUCCAUUGUGGAGGCGUUCUAAUACAUGAAUCGUGGAUAGUCACAGCAGCACAUUGUACCGACAGAUAUUGGCAAUUCUACUUCGAAAUCCAAGCAGGAACACUACGAAGAUUCUCAUUUGCUCCAAUGGAACAGCACAGAUGGGCGACCGUUGUUAUCAGUAAUGAAAACUACGACAGAGGGACCCUUAAAAACGAUAUAGCUCUCAUGAAACUUUCGGCGCCAGUAAGAUUCAACAGAUAUGUUCGACCAUUAUGUUUACCAUCAGAGUUAACGGCCGGGCGAGACUUUACUUCUGGACCAUCACCUGGUACAAUUUGCACUACAGUCGGAUGGGGUGCUACAAUAGAACAUGGAGCUGACCCUGACCAUGUGCGAGAAGUGGAAGUUCCGAUUCUGAAUCUUUGUAAACAUCGGGACGACCGGGAAGGCGAUGAAAUAUGCGCCGGAUUAUCAGAAGGUGGUAAAGACGCUUGCCAGGGCGAUAGCGGUGGUCCGUUGAUGUGUAGAAAUCCCAAUAAUCCCAACCAGUGGUAUUUAGCCGGGAUUGUUAGUCAUGGAGAAGGAUGUGCUCGGCCCGAUGAACCGGGAGUUUAUACGAAAGUUGGGAAGUAUGUCGGAUGGAUAGCGGAAAAUAUGGGAGAUGAAAAAUUUAUUCCAAGAUUCCCAUUACAACAUUGUCCAGGUUACAUAUGUAGGUCUUCCAAUAAAUGCUUGCCCAAAAAACAUCACUGCGACAAAAUUGUAGAUUGUCUCUUUGGAGAUGAUGAGACCGAGUGCGUGACCUCAUUCCAAAACUUGUUUAAGAAUGCCAGAAACAGCGAGGAUAACAGUGUUCAUACAAUUGAAGAUGAUUUACUAGCUGACAUUAUUGUGGUAUCGGACAAUUCAACAGAGACAACAGCAGAUGCACAAGAGAACGGUGGAAAUAAUAAUACAAAGACUAUUAGUCCAAAUGGACAUCAAGAUCACAAAAACAAUACGAUUGUAGAUGAAACAUAUUUUAAAUACUGUGAGGAUGGGACUGACGAGUCUAACUGCAAAUGUGUUGAUUAUGUCAGAUCACACAAUCCAAAAGCCGUUUGUGACGGAAUAACUGAUUGUCACGACUUAUCUGAUGAAGAAUGUGUUGCUCUUACAAACGGAAAAACUAUAAGUUUUGAUUCGGAUUCUCGGCCAGAACUCUCGAUGUCUGGAAUUAUUUCUAUUAACCACAACGGAAUAUGGAAACCUUACUGCCUAAACUCCACAAAGAAGGAACCGACUAUCGCCAGCAAUGUUUGUAAUAUAUUAGGAUUUGAAGAGUAUACAACCUACAAUAAUAUUUCAGUCGAAAAUGUCCCUCUUAGUACCAUUGCGAUCGAAGCGUCAAAUAAUGUAGAAAAACUGCCAGGGAUCGAUAAAGAACAUCACACGACAGUUGAAAACGGCACACAAUCAUUGAACAAAUCCGCUGACGAUAUCAGAAAUAAAACUUGUGGUGGAUUGUUCGUGAGGUGCUCAAAUGUUUCUCUAGAUAGUUCAGUGCAUAACGUUCAUCCAGAUAAUGUGAGUGACGAGGUUGAACUUUAUACGGCGCCUUGGAAUGCCGUAAUUUAUUGUGAUGGUAUAUAUAGAUGUAUGGGUGCUAUUCUAAAUUCGCAAUGGAUCGUUACGUCUGUCAAUUGCUUCAAGGGGAUUACCGAGCUUAAGUCUCACUACGUUGCUGUUCUACUAGGUAAAGGAAAAGGAACACUUCCUGUUAAAGGCCCACAUGAGCAAACCUUAAGAAUUGUGGAAAGUCAAAAUAUUCCGAAGACCGAUAUCGUUUUGCUUAGAACAGAAACGAAGAUUGUAUACAGCAGAUAUAUUAAACAUCUUCGGCUCAGUUUAAGGAGAGAUGGUAAUCGAAAAGAAAAAUGUGUGGCUAUUGGAUUACAUGACGACAAAGCCAAAUAUGAAUUCCUAUGGCCCAUUCAACAAUGCGAACCUGGUUUUAGGUGCUUCGAAACAAAACUGAAAACAGAAUGCAAAGACUCACGUGCUUGGAGCGGGACAAUAGUUUGCGAUUCUGGCAGUGGAUGGUACCCCGCAGCAGUAUAUUUCGAGAAAGAAGGAUUAUGUGGUUUGUCAUCAGUUCAGAAAUACACCAGUGUUCCCUAUCACAAACGAGAAAUGAGAAUCCUCAUGGAUCAAGUCUCCCUUAACACUGACGCACCUGAUUGUGAUGGAUUUAGAUGCGCAUUGGGUGAAUGCAUAAACAAAUCCAAAACAUGCAACGGAAUUCCUGAUUGUCGAGGAGAAGAGGAUGAAGAUUCGAGUUUAUGUUAUGAAAACGAACACCUAUGCCAUCUAUCGGGAGAAUGUGAAUGUGGACGUACAGAGCUAAAAUGCAAAAACAAAAAAUGUAUUCCAAAGAGCAACUUCUGCGACCGAAAAGAUGAUUGUGGUGACUUCAGCGAUGAACCAGACGUUUGCGACUGUCGCUCAUAUUUGGAACUAACAAGCCCAGAGAAACUUUGCGAUGGUGUAGUGCAUUUUAGAAGGUCAGAAAUUACAGUUAGAUCCAGCAAAUCACCAAAUGUGAACAUGUGCGUACCGAAUGAUAUGGUUUGUGAUGAAGUAGAAGAUUGUCCCAACGGAGAAGAUGAAAAAGUUUGUCGAAACAUUGUUACCGAGCACAAUGAGCCAUCAAAUGCAGGGGAGCUGGUUAGCAGUACAGGAGGAUUAUGGCAUCCUGGUUGUUUCAAGCAAAACUACACUAAAGAAGAACUGGUAAAGAUCUGUGACGAAUUGGCAUAUUUAGGAGGUACAGCAAAUCAACUGAAUCCUCCGAAAAGUGUACAUAAUAUAACAGCUCUGCGCCCCGUUAUAGACAGUUUUGAUAUGGUUUGGAUUCGGAGAGAAAAGAAUAACAGACUUAUGCUUGGCGUGAGAACUGGCAACGAACCAUAUGUCAGUUUUGUACCUGAUAACGAGUGUUUCAGAUUGUUUUUGGCAUGUUUAUGA